Opisthocomus hoazin is the source of this 2889-nucleotide messenger RNA. The record is from RefSeq and is a predicted model, not a curated record. Lineage: Eukaryota; Metazoa; Chordata; Aves; Opisthocomiformes; Opisthocomidae.
AUGGUGCUGGGCUGCUCGGCUGCCUUCACGGACCUCCUGCUGCCGGGCCCCGAGGAGCCAGUGGUCAACGUGGCCGUGGUGUUUGGGGGCACGUCCUACCCCCUGCACAUCCGCUCCCGCCUGAGUCCCCAGAGCUUCCUGGACAUGCCCCUGGAGAUCCACCCCAUCACGGUCAUCGUCAACAACACCAACCCCAGCACCCUCCUCACCCAGAUCUGCAACAUCCUCGCCAGCCACAAGAUCCACGGCAUCGUCUUUGAGGACAACGUCGGCACGGAGGCCGUGGCCCAGAUCCUUGACUUCAUCUCUUCCCAGACCCAGGUCCCUGUCAUCAGCAUCAGCGGGGGGUCUGCUGUGGUCCUGACCCCAAAGGAGCCCGACUCAGCUUUUCUGCAGUUGGGUGUCUCCAUUGAGCAGCAAAUCCAGGUGAUCUUCAAGGUGCUGGAGGAAUAUGACUGGGGCUCCUUUGCUGUCAUCACCAGCCUCUACCCGGGCUACAACAUCUUCCUGGACGUCAUCCGCUCCUUCACGGACGCCAGCUACUUCGGCUGGGAGCUGCAGGAGGUGCUCACCUUUGAGAUGAGCCAGGAGCGGAGUAGCUCCAGGACGCAGCGGCUCCUGCGGCAGAUUGAUGCCCAGGUCCUCAUCGUCUACUGCUCGCGUGAUGAGGCCGAGUACCUCUUCGACAUGGCGGAACAAGCCGGCCUCGUGGGGCCAGGCUACAUCUGGAUUGUGCCAAGCCUGACAGUGGGCAACAUGGAGGUGCCACCUGCGUCGUUCCCUGUCGGCCUGAUCAGCGUGGUGACGGAGAGCUGGAAGCUGAGCCUGCGGCACAAGGUGCGAGAUGGGGUGGCCAUCAUCGCCAUGGGGGCAGCCAGCUUCUUCCGGGCCCACGGCUACCUCCCGGAGGUGGGACGGGACUGCUGGGCUCCCGCUGGGGCCACUGUCACCAACACCAGCUUCUACCGGCACCUCCUCAAUGUGACGUGGGAGCACAGGGACUUCUCCUUCAAUGAAGGUGGCUACCUGGUCAGGCCCACCAUGGUGGUGAUCUCCCUCAACCAGCACCGGCUCUGGGAGAUGGUGGGCAAGUGGGAGAAAGGCAUCAUCCACAUGAAGUACCCGGUGUGGCCCCGCUACGGCUCGUUCCUGCAGCCCGUGGUCGAUAACCGCCACCUGACGGGGGCCACGCUGGGGGAGAGCCCUUUCGUCAUCGUGGAGAACACGGACCCCAGCACCGGGGUCUGCGUGCGUAACACCGUGCCCUGCCGCAAGCAAACCCUCUCCUCCCAUAGUGGCAAUGGUCUCGUGGAUCCCUACACCAAGCUGUGCUGCAAGGGCUUCUGCAUCGACAUCCUGAAGAAGCUGGCCAAGGUGGUGAAGUUCUCGUACGACCUCUACCUGGUGACCAACGGCAAACACGGCAAGAUUGUCCGCGGGGUCUGGAACGGCAUGAUUGGUGAGGUGUACUACAAGCGCGCGGACAUGGCCAUCGGCUCCCUCACCAUCAACGAGGAGCGCUCCGAGAUCGUGGACUUCUCCGUGCCCUUCGUGGAGACGGGCAUCAGCGUCAUGGUGGCCAGGAGCAACGGCCCCGUCUCCCCCUCCGCCUUCCUGGAGCCCUACAGCCCGGCCGUGUGGGUCAUGAUGUUCGUGAUGUGCCUCACCGUGGUGGCUGUCACCGUCUUCGUGUUCGAGUAUUUCAGCCCCGUCGGCUACAACCAGAACCUCACCAGCGGCAAAAGGCCAGGAGGUCCCUCCUUCACCAUCGGCAAGUCGGUGUGGCUGCUGUGGGCUCUGGUCUUCAACAACUCGGUGCCCAUUGAGAACCCCAAGGGCACCACCAGCAAGAUCAUGGUGCUCAUCUGGGCCUUCUUCGCUGUCAUCUUCCUCGCCAGCUACACCGCCAACCUGGCUGCCUUCAUGAUCCAGGAGCAGUACAUCGACACCGUGUCGGGGCUGAGUGACAGGAAGUUUCAGAAGCCGCAGGAGCAGUACCCCCCCUUCCGCUUCGGCACCGUCCCCAACGGCAGCACCGAGAGGAACAUCCGCAGCAACUACCCCGACAUGCACACCCACAUGGUGAAGUACAACCAACGCUCCGUGGAGGAUGCCCUCACCAGCCUCAAAAUGGGGAAGCUGGACGCCUUCAUCUACGAUGCGGCGGUGCUCAACUACAUGGCGGGCAAGGACGAGGGCUGCAAGCUGGUGACCAUCGGCAGUGGGAAGGUGUUCGCCACCACGGGCUACGGCAUCGCCCUGCAGAAGGACUCGCGCUGGAAGCGGUCCAUCGACCUGGCCCUGCUCCAGUUUCUGGGAGAUGGUGAGACCCAGAAGCUGGAGACAGUUUGGCUGUCAGGGAUCUGCCAGAACGAGAAGAACGAGGUGAUGAGCAGCAAGUUGGACAUCGACAACAUGGCCGGGGUUUUCUACAUGCUGCUGGUGGCCAUGGGGCUGAGCCUGCUGGUCUUCGCCUGGGAGCACCUCGUCUACUGGAAGCUGCGUCACUCUGUCCCCAAGUCCCACAAGCUUGACUUCCUCCUGGCCAUCAGCAGGGGCAUCUACAGCUGCUUCAGCGGGGUGCAGACCCUGGCGAGCCCUGCGCGGGCGCCCACGCCCGAGCUGAGCCCUGGCACAGCCUCGUCCCACCGGCAGCAGCCAGGCAGCGGAAAACGGCGACUCAUUAAACCGGGGAUAAUUGGGAGCCAUCAGCCUGUGCCAAGGCUGGAGCAGAGCACCAGAGCUGCAGUUACUGCAUCCCGCUGGGGUUUUGGGGUGCUGGGCAUGGAUGGCGUGAGCUCAGCCCCAUCAGUCACGGCCGUCCCCUCCAGGACGCUGCGAGAGGAGGAAGGGGGUGGGAAUAGAAGCCAGACUAAACCAGACAUGUGA